Messenger RNA from Erigeron canadensis, 1271 nucleotides. RefSeq lists its product as uncharacterized. Lineage: Eukaryota; Viridiplantae; Streptophyta; Magnoliopsida; Asterales; Asteraceae. The transcript has 5 exons. Bases 192 to 1070 code for a protein of 292 amino acids. The record is from RefSeq and is a predicted model, not a curated record.
CCCAAUUUCAGCCCAAAAAGGUUGCUGAAAUGUCUUAAAGGACCCCACUAUGCAUGCAAGCAGACAAAUAUAUUCCCAGCUAAUAUGCUUUGAUGCUUUGGUUAUUUACUUAUAUUUUUCUAGCAUAUAUAUAAACCUCAAAAUAUAGUUUCAUAUUUCUACGUACAAGCACAUAUCUAAUAAUCUAAUCAAUGGCGGCCAUUAGAUUAAUGCGUAGCUCGAGGCCACCCUUAGCUCCUGGUUCACCUGCUUUACAAAGUGUAUCGACCGUGAGGCUGAGGUUUACGUGUAUGGCAACCGGUUUUGGUUCAGAAAAUAGUCAGUUGGUUGGAGAUAUGGAGAAAAAACCAGUAGUGGUUACUAAAGCCGCCAACUAUAUGUUGGCGGCCUUGGAUGCUCCAGUGGUUGCACCCACCCAAACAAGGGAAAAAGUACACUUCACGGCUUUAAUGGUCUUCAUGAUAACUAUUAUUCCGCGUAAGUUGGAGCUCGUUACCAGGCCUAGGCCCUUGAAUUUGAUCAUCAUCCAGUCCCUAGUCGAAAAGGCUAUUAUAGACUCUCGAUUCUUUACGAUGUUUGGCGUAGCAGGAACCUUGCUUGGUUCAGUAUUAUGCUUCUUGGAGGGUGUUUUUCUGGUUAUGGAGUCAUACCUCCAGUAUUUUCAUGCAAUCUACCACCACUCAGAUCAUGGACAUAUCAUGCAUCUACUCAUUGAAGCCUUAGACAUGUUUUUAGUAGGAACGGCAAUGCUUACAUUUGGGAUGGGAAUGCAUGUUAUGUUCGUUGCAUCAAGAACUUCUAAAGGCAACACAUUACCAAUUCCACCUUCUAACCUUUUUGGUCUUUUCUACUUGAAGGAGAUUCCAUCCUGGGCUGGAAUGAAAUCGGUCUCUCAAGCAAAGUCUAAAAUUGGGCAUGCACUCAUGUUGCUGCUUCAAGUUGGGGUCUUGGACAAGUUCAAGAGCGUUCCAUUGGUUACGGGCUUAGAUCUAGCUUGUUUUGCUGCAGCGGUAUUUGUUUCUUCGGCUGGUCUAUUCGUUCUAUCACAACUUUCUAGUACCGGUGAUUAAACCUAAACUAUUUAGUUACCCAACGUUUCAUUUCUUGGUGGCUAGAUGUUUCAAGGAGGUACGUGAUCCGUACACUAUUUUAUCCGUACACCACCAAAUGUCCUUCACGUUAUUACACAGUACCAAUACAAAUGUUUAAAACACAUUUGAUGGUGUACGAGUAUAAAUAGUGGUGUAAAGAUGAUUAUUAUCCUAUAAAAA